AACGAAAUGCAUUUGAGAUAUGGGAUUGAACUAAAAUAAAACAGCAGAUCUGGAAUAAGUGUUCGGCACGGACUUGAAGGGCCGAGAUGGCCUGUUUCAGUGCUGUAAUUGUUAUAUGGUUAUAUGGUUAUAUGUCAAACAUCAUCUGCCCCGAAGGCUUGUGUUGAGGAAAGCUUCACUUUGUACAGUAAGGUAUAAUAAGCAUGUGUGGAAAUAUGUCACCAAGCCACUUUGAGAAUGCAGGCACCUUGUGCAUUCUUCUGUAAUCCCUUUUGCUCAUUUCAUAAUCUAGUCCUCAAUGCUAUAAAUAGGCUGCAUAUUCAGUUUCAAACCAGUUCCUGCUCUUUACUUCAGUUCAGUUAAAUGCGCCUACUUGAUGUUCCUCUGCAUGAAACGUGUCUUCAAAUUGAAAAUUUAUAUUUCUGGAGAAGAAAGAAAAACGUAAUCUACAAAGUGACAAGAAUUUAGAAUUUUUUUUCCCCGCCACCACCUCUGAACUAGUAGCGAAGUUCGUCGAGAGGAGAAACGGAUUGACGAUUGGUGUGAUUUGAAAGAAACACUCUUCUGAUAUGUCAUCCGGGAAAAAGAUGCAAAUCUUUUCACAGUUCAAAUGGAGAAUAGGCAAGAAACAGAAAAAGGAGAGAAAGAAAUCUGUGUCUCAAGAUGAUAUAGAUUGUGAUUUCAGUCAAUUUAAACAAGAACCCACGUCGUUUUGGAGAAGCAGGUCAGAAGAUUCGGGGCUGGACUUAUCGAGCCCAACUUGCCUGUAUCAGAAGAGGGCAUCAUCUGACGUACAAGAGGACAACUCCGAACACAGCAGGUACACCUCAAACAGUUCCAGCCUCUACUCUUUCUUGUCGUGCGACAGCAGAUCGGGACUGUACGAACGAUCUCUCAGCUGUGUCGCCCUCUCGGAUGGAGCGAGUGAAAGUAAAAUGGCGUUGUCCCCCAUGGAUGAUGAGGUCUUCGUGAUGAACAAUGUACCUCCUUUACCUCGUGCACCUCCAUCACCAAAACUAUCGGGCAACUUUGCAAAGCUGACUGUACCCGCAAAGGCCGACCCCACGGUCACUGAUGUCUCCAAGAGCAAGACAAAAAAAGAUGUCUGUGAAAUAACUUCGAAUCACUGGUGGAAGAAAACCAAAUGGAAUACGACAGAGGAACCUGCAAUCUUGGAGAAAGUUGGGCGCAACAUGCAACUCAGACAAAAUAAGCUGGAGACCAAGUUCAGACCCAGCGCUUCCAGUGAAGAGAUGAGAAUGGGAAUGUUGUUCCGAUUGUGCAACUUGAUGGAGAAAAUUACUGAGCUGGAGAGAGAACGUCUGCAACUUCUGAAGCAAAACCAUGAACUUCAGGACCAACUAUCUGAAAGUCAACGAGCUCAAGUCAUGUUUCUCAGCUGCUGUACCUGUGUCGCUGGGCCCAGACUGAAUGCCCCUCAAACUGGCACACAGCCCACCAGCCUCGCCAGGCCGCCAGUGACAAGGAGACACCCGACACCACAGACAGGGAGCGGUCAAGUUGCCUUUGGGUCACCUCCAGAAGUCGACGUGGACUUUGAGUUUGGAUGCUCUCAGCAGCUGCAAGACGACGCGGUUUACACACCAGAAACGCCCGCUGGUGGGUCUAUUAACGUGUUACACCACAUGUGUGUUAGUCACGUGUGAGGGACAAUCCUCUCGGCAGCACAAGUGGAAACUGCAAUUGAUCGGUUGUCUUCGUCCAAACGUUGUUUGUGACGCCCUCUGGUCUACGAUCGGGUGGAAUAUCAGCUGUACCCUCUCUCCCCUGCUGAGGGUUGUACAUUCAUUAUAUUGAUUAGACGCAAGCAACUGCAGAUGCUGCUUUACGAAACAAAAGUCGUUUUGUUUUUCUAUGGUGUUCACACUGAAUUGGACCCCAAAUAGAUUGAAGACCGAGAUAAAAUGGUGGAGUAACUCGGUGAGUUUGUGUGGCACGGUGGUGCAGCGGUAGAGUUGCCACCUUACAGCGCCAGAGACCCAACCCUUCCCACACUCCAAAGACGUACAGGAUUGGAGGUUAAUUGGCUUGGUAUUAAUGUAAAAUUAUCCCUGGUGUGGAGGGUAGUGUUAAUGUGCGGGGAUCGCUGGUCGACGCCGACUCGAUGGGCCGAAGGGCCUGUUACUGUACUGUAUCUCUAAAAACUGACCUCUGGGGAAGAUGGACAUGUGGCAUUUCAGGUCAAGACUCUCAGUUAGUAGCGUCUUUAGAAGAAUCUGACACGUAUCUUAGAUGUUUGUCAACGAACAUUUACAGUCAUCUCCACACGUUGAGUUAUUUAUGGUGUACACUUCACCACCUGUUGCGUAGACUUCCGUUAUUGUUCCAUUUGCAAUUGUCUACUCUGCCAUUCAAUCAUGGCUGAUCUAUCUCUCCCUCUCAACCCCAAUCCCCUGCCUUCUCCCCAUAACCCCUGACACUCGUACUAAUCAAGAAUCCGUGAAAAAUACCCAUUGACGUCCCCCACAGCCGUCUGUGGCAAUGAAUUCCGCAGAUUCACCACCCUCUGACUAAAUAAAUUCCUCCUCAUCUCCUUCCUAAAGGUACAUCCUUUAAUUCUGAGGCUAUGCCCUCUGCUCUUAAACUCUCCCACUAGUGGAAACAUCCUUUCCACAGCCACUCUAUCCGGGCCUUUCAGUAUUCAGUAAGUUUAAAUGUGGCCCCUUCUCAUCCUUCUAAACUCCAGCGAGUACAGACCCAGUGUCAUCAAAUGCUUACAGCUAAUACCCUCGAAUGCAGGCAUCAGAUACAUUCUUAAAGGGACAGCAUCAUGAUUCGAACAUGAGGAAAUAGCGAUAUAUUGAUCACACCAGCAGACAUUAUUUGCUGCUAAUUCUGAUCAGUGCAAACAUUUGUGGUUAUUCCAGAACAAAGGAAAUGGAAUAGAUUUCAAUUUACAAGCUCAUAGGCAAUCUAGACAAUUAGCAACCUGAGGUGAUGCAAGGAAGUAAAUAUAUUGUAAUUACAUUUUUGUAAAUGCAUUGAUAAUAGCGUACAUUUCAAAUAUCAUGAAUUAAGUAUCAAAUAUCUCAUUAUUGAUAAACUUUGUGAACUUCAUGUAAAACUUUGUGUGAAAUGUAUGUAGAGUGUAUAUGGUACAAGAUUCAAUACAAAGUUGUGUUGGUGCUUUACUUGGUUUUAUUGGUUCUUUGUUGAAUCAUCUGCACUGCAGAGUGAAAUUAUUUUUGCACGGGUCACUCAUGCACAAGUCAUCAUGUUUUGUCCACAAGCCCAUCCAGAAAGUUGCCUUGAAAGAAAAGUAACAGGUGAUGUGUGCGAGGACGUGGGUUGUCGGAAGCGAGGAAGGCAAAAGGGGGUUGAUUGGAAGAAUGUAAUGACAAGGAACUGCAGACAAAAGUUUAUACCAAAGCUGGACACAAAAUGUUGGAGUAACUCAGAGGGUCAGGCAGCAUCUCUGGAGAACAUGGAUAGGUGACGUUUUGGGCCAGGACUAUUCUUCAGACAUAGUUUAUUAUCACAUGUACUGAGGUACAGUGAAAAGCUUUUGUUAUAGAGUCAGAGAGUUAUACAGCAUGGAAACAGGC
Molecule: messenger RNA, 3566 nt
Organism: Leucoraja erinaceus (little skate)
Lineage: Eukaryota; Metazoa; Chordata; Chondrichthyes; Rajiformes; Rajidae
Exons: 5
Coding region: 570-1667 (365 amino acids)
Source: RefSeq, a predicted model, not a curated record